AUGAAGUUCUCCCAAGCCACCCUUCUCGCCUUGGCCACCGCUGCCGUCGCCAACGGCUCUGCGAUCCCCGCGGCUCAAGCCAACGCCGCCCCCGUUGCCUUCAACCAGGACCAGUUGAUCGGUGCCUUGCAGAACUUGAACGCCGUCUUGAACGAAGCCACCACCCACAAGCGUGAGUUGACUCCCGAAGAGAUCCAGUUGGCCACCAGAGACCUUGGUCUGGCCAUUUCCGGGGUCAUUUCUGCUUUCCUCAACCUGGGAAUCCUUGGUGACAUCUGGAAUACCCUCACCACCGACCAAAAUCUUAGAGACCAAAUUGUUUCGCUCGUCAAGCUGGCCAUCUCCGGUUUGUUCGCGGCGUUGCCCAACUUGUUGCUGGCGAUCUGGAACUCGGGAUUGCUCCAAAAGAUCUUCAAUAAGCUUGUCAACGACAAAGGGUUGCAACAGGCCCUCGUCAACUUGAUCAAGGAAGCUUUCUCGGCCAUCUUGGGCUACUUCACCGGCUCGUCGUCGUCGUCCACCCCUCAACAACAACAAAAGCGGGCGGAAAUGAUCCAAAGAGACCUCGGUGACAUCAUUUCGUCCAUUUUCAACUGGAUCACCAACUGGGUGUCGCAAAACCCCCAGGCGUUCGAAAACUUCUUGACCAACGCCAUCAACUUCUUGGCCCAGAUCGGCGGUACUUUGUUCAACUGGUUGCAAUCUCUGGGUAUCUGGGACAAGCUCAUGAAGUGGGUCGGCGAGAACUCCGGCGGCAUCGUUGACUUCCUCGUCAAGCUCCUCGGCGGCAUCUUCGGGACGCUGCUGAACCCUCAAGCGUCGCAAGCGGUGGCUGACUUGCUGACCGCCGCCGCUCUGGCUCUGGCUAAGGCAUCCGCUAAGGCCUCGGCCACUGGCGGCGCUGCUGCCGCCACCACCACUGGUUCGUCGGGUAACAUCCUCAGUGACUUGCUUGGUGGUAUUGGCGGUGCUGCUUCCGCUGCCACUAGCGGCAAUGCCGGCGCUGCUUCCGUCGCUUCCGCCGCGACCUCGGCCGCCGGUGCCGCCGCCCCCGCCGUUAGCCUGGCUGCCAGCGCUGCUGCUACCGCUGCCACUGGUGCCGCUGGUGCCGCUGGUGUCCCCACUACCCGCACGCUGACCGUGGCUCCUGCCGGCACUGCCGGCGCUGCCGGCGCCGCCGAUGCCGGUGCCGCGGGUGCGACUGCUGCCGGUAACGUUGGUGCUGCCGGCACUGUCGACGCCGGUGCUGCCGGUGUUACUGCCGCUGCUGGUGCCGGCGCCACUGCCGGCGCUGCUGGUGGCGACGUCUACAACUCGUUGUUGGCUGCCUACGGCGGUGGGGCUACUCAAAAGAAGAGAAGAGUCAUGUACUAA
Molecule: messenger RNA, 1374 nt
Organism: Diutina rugosa
Lineage: Eukaryota; Fungi; Ascomycota; Pichiomycetes; Serinales; Debaryomycetaceae
Exons: 1
Coding region: 1-1374 (457 amino acids)
Source: RefSeq, a predicted model, not a curated record